Molecule: messenger RNA, 1314 nt
Organism: Malus domestica (apple)
Lineage: Eukaryota; Viridiplantae; Streptophyta; Magnoliopsida; Rosales; Rosaceae
Source: RefSeq, a predicted model, not a curated record
GGGAAAGCACAGGAACUGUGGGAUACUUAGGUACAUUCUGUUUGCUUGGCUUUCUAGGGCACGUACCGUAACCGUUGCAUUCCCACCUCCAUCACCAUUUCCCGUUUCAUAUAAUCUCUUCCUUUUUAAAAGUUGCCUUCCUUUUCAAGCACGUAGCCGGUUGGUGUGUGAACGCAGAGAGCCACAAUUGUCGUGCUUGUAAAAUGUCAUCCACAUGAUUCAAUCAGUAUUCUUGUUUCUUGGGAGGAAGGGGAAGCAAUGGAGUUUGGCAGGAUCCAGAUUGUUGUUACCUUGUGCUCGCUGCUCCUUCUUUUUCCUGUGAUUCAUGGCUGGGGAACUGAUGGGCAUCUCACAAUUUGCAGAAUUGCUCAGUCUAGGCUGAGCACGGCGGCGGCGGAUGCGGUAAAGCAACUGCUUCCUGACUAUGCACAGAAUGACUUGGGCAGCCUGUGCAUAUGGCCAGAUCAUGUCAAGUUUAUUUACCACUGGUCAUCUGCCCUUCACUUUAUCAACACUCCUGAUGUUUGCAAUUACCAGUACAAUAGGGACUGCAAAGAUGAGACUGGAGAGAAGGGGCGUUGUGUUGCGGGGGCAAUUAACAAUUAUACCACCCAGCUUCUCACGUACAGUAGCCAUUCUUCUCAACCUAAAUAUAACCUCACGCAGGCGCUUCUAUUUCUUUCCCAUUUCAUAGGAGACAUCCAUCAGCCUCUGCAUGUAGGUUUUGGUCCGGACAAGGGAGGCAACACAAUUGAUGUUCACUGGUACACAACGAAGCAAAAUCUUCAUCAUAUAUGGGAUUCCAACAUAAUUGAGACAGCGGAAGAGAGAUUCUACAAUUCCAACGUCGAAGAACUGAUUGACGCGAUUAAACAGAACAUUACGACUGAAUGGUCAGAUCAAGUUAAGGGUUGGGAGACCUGCAGCCUAAACAAGACAGCGUGCCCCGACGUAUACGCAUCUGAAGGCAUCAAAGCAGCUUGUGAUUGGGCAUACAAGGGUGCAAAUGAAGGUUCAGUGCUAGAAGAUGAAUACUUCCUCUCCCGGCUACCAAUAGUCCAUAGGCGGUUAGCUCAAGGUGGCGUCCGUCUAGCAGCCACCCUCAACCGCAUCUUCGGGUGACAGAACACUUGUUCUGCUUGAAGUCAAUAAGAUUUCCAGAAGCUUAUAUGCCUCUAAAUUUAAAGAUAUUGUACUUUAGUCAUGCUGUUAUGUAUUGUUCUAGAAAUCUCUUUGUUUCAAGCACUUGAACAAUUAUAAACCCUGUAUAAUAUAUCUCACCGCUUAAUUAAUUUCAACAAUACUGUUCUUUUA